CAGUCGCGCUGGAAUGCUGUUGCGUCUGUGGGAGGGGGGACAAACACACACACGUAUACACACAUACGAGCGUAGAUCAAGGAGUAAUCCCCAAUGGUUUAUGUGGUCUAAUGCGGUUUCAUUAUCUGUUCCUCGAGGUGGAAGAGAUGAAAGAAAGGGAAAAAAAAGGUUUUGAGAGAAAAGAGCGAGGUGAAUUAUCCAUGGCGAUGAAUUUAUCAAUACAGUGGUGCAAUACUGUAGUGAAUUGAGUUGUGCUUGUUCUAUUAAGUUGAUUAGUCGAGGUUUGCUGUAUCUCUUGUAAGUAUAUAUGUACACAUCGCGCAUGUGCUUAAAUACCAGGGAAACGAAGUCGCAGACAGCCUUGAAUAAAGAUAAUUCAAGAGAACUUGUGGAAUUACAGAAAGGCGAGAGAUUGUGCAGCUCGUGUUAAAUAUACAGAACAAAAACCCGCUAUGCGAUCGAAUGUUUCCUCAAAUAGCUUAGGAAAUGCCUGCAUGCCAUCCCGACUCAGAGAAGUGGUUUGCAACAUCACCACGUCAUCACCACAACACCGAAUGCAAUUUGCAAAGAAGUGAACGCGGAGAAGAAAGGCGCAGUGCCAUUGCUCCAGUCACUCAGCAUGGCACCCAAGAGAUGGUGACACAUAACAAAAGUGCCUCAGAAGAUGGUGACACGCAGCAUAAGUGCCUCAAAAAGUAAUGACACACGAUAGAAGUGCCACACCGCAGUGUCAGCUCUAAUGAUGGAGACGUCAUUGGCAACUGUUUUCUUAAGUUUGGUUUGCCUUGCGUUCGUCUCAAGCGCUCCUCUGUUCGGAUGCCAGCACCACGCCGACUGUUUCCCCGAGGAGUACUGCGAGUCCGAGGGCACGUGCCGUUGUCGGGGAGGCCACACGCGAACUCCUGACGGUCGGUGCGUAGCGAGUCGAGUCGGGGAAGUCGGAUGUAUGCACGACUUCGAUUGCGCUCGUCCGGAUUUCGUCUGCCGUAACGGAAGUUGUCAUUCUCCUGAUGAGGAGAAGCGAGAGAGCGGGCAAAAAAGUCACAUUCUUGUCCAGCCAUCACCAACCGUGCAGGACGAAGAGGAAGUCUCCGAUGUGGAAGUGAAAUGGUAUAGGAACAAGCGGAGUGUGGGGGGAAUCACGUUUAUCAUCGUCCUCUUUAUCCUUCAGACAGUGACAUGCGACAGAAUCGAAGCGGCUCUCAGAAAAUGUCGGUCUCUGUUGUCAAGUGGCCGGGACGAGAGAGAAUGCGUGGAUCCUCCCGCUGAGGCUGACGAGUCGUCCGACUCCGUCGUCGCUCCGGUCGCCUCCCAGGAGGAUUCCGACACACCGUCCUUUUCGUCCGAGGUCAGCCUCAGCAGUGUUGAACGCCCUGUCCCUUCCGCUCCGGGACUUGGAGGCCAUGGCCAUUCCUCCGUCCGGGACAGCCUUUCCGAGUCGUUGCCUUGGAUUGAUCUCUCUGGCUCCGACGUCCUCCCAGCGUCGCUGGCACCGCCUUCGGAGAGCAACAGUGCCGCUUACGGGAGGGACAAUCCGCCUCCUUACUGUAGCCUCCAGCCUCUGUCAUUCACACUCCUUGACCCUCCUCCGUACGAAGCCCUCCGCUCGCCUCUGUAUACCGUCCUGCAACCACCCUCCUACGAAGAGGCCAACCUAGACGCAAACAGGGCAUCCCCAGUCUCCCUUACAUCGACGCCGCGAAGCCACACUUACAGGAUAGGCGAUCCCGCCAUCAAUACGCCUGUCAUGGGCAGUGACACGGACAUGGCAUCCGACCAAAGGAGAUAUUAGGUGUUCCUGAUCCUCGAGGAAGGCGAGAAAAAAGGAACUACUAGGCUCCGAAGACGCCCCUGUGUCCCCGAGACCGAAGGAAUUGCUGCGUUCUACAUUUAUCGAUCGUAUUCUUGCAGACAUCGCCUUGGAACAAAAGGACCAAAUGUGACAGACUCGUCCAAACAAUAAGGAGUGCCUUAAGACAGUGGAUAUAUGUCGAAAUACAAGUGUACCUGAGCUAAUACUUAAUGAUCGUCACCAACCGAACUCUGUGAUUUUAUAGUAUUAAAUUAUUACAGUGAAUGGACACGCAUGAGAUGAAGAUAAACCUUUUUGCAGGCAUGUGGCAAUCUAAUGGGUUACUGAGUGGAAUUCUAGUCACUGUUUAUGCUAUGCCUCUUACCGUUGUUUCAGCUUAAAUGUUUGGCACUGGUUUUAAUGCUCUGGCACUGUCAAAGUUGUGCAUCAGAUAGAAUGACAUAUCAUGAACAUAUAUGCACAUGAAAUAAAUCAAUGAAUUGUUAAGUGAACACACAUACACAGACAUUCAUAGAUACAUGCAAGCAAGUG
Molecule: messenger RNA, 2344 nt
Organism: Penaeus chinensis
Lineage: Eukaryota; Metazoa; Arthropoda; Malacostraca; Decapoda; Penaeidae
Exons: 4
Coding region: 740-1792 (350 amino acids)
Source: RefSeq, a predicted model, not a curated record